This is a messenger RNA of Octopus bimaculoides (California two-spot octopus), 3389 nucleotides long. RefSeq lists its product as uncharacterized. The record is from RefSeq and is a predicted model, not a curated record. Gene Ontology annotation, cellular component: membrane. Gene Ontology annotation, biological process: G protein-coupled receptor signaling pathway. Gene Ontology annotation, molecular function: G protein-coupled receptor activity. NCBI's taxonomy places the organism in Eukaryota, Metazoa, Mollusca, Cephalopoda, Octopoda, Octopodidae.
CUUUCAAGGUUCUGGUUGCCAAGCCAGUGAGGGCACCCUGUCUAACUUGCAAUUACGCAGUGAGGUUAGCCUCAGUAUGUUGAAGGUUUUACCUAGUAGCGGACCCGGAACAACUGAAUGGAUUACACAUAUGAGUAUGUAUGCGUGUAAAUUUACAUGUUUAUAUACAUCAAGUGGUCCUCAAAUAAUAUAUACACACAUUGAAUGAUUAUAGUCAGUUUUGCAUUAAAAUACAUUCUAUUUUCAAAAUUCAGUAGACCCCACUGAAAAGAUUUAAUUAUCAGGUGCACUCUAUGAGAAAUCGAAGGAAUAACAUCUGUAAACAUUCUCUUAUGAGCCCUAAAAUAGUACAACACACUCGUGUAUGCAAUAAAUAUUGAUUAGUCAUGAAAAACCUUUCAAUUAACACAUGAUACAUCAGCCAUGUAAGCCUGUAUAAAGAGUUUAUUUUUAAUACAUUUCUUCAUAUGGAUAUCCGACCUAUAAACAUGGACCGAAUCUAAAAAUGUAAUACAUAUAAUUAACGAGCGAUAAAGAAACUUCUUAAAGGGUAAAUCGAAGUAUGGAACCAACGAUUCACUGACGCAUUUUGUAAUGAUGCUGCUGCUCACAACAAUGAAGUGUUUGUGCUUCUAUGCCUGCUUGUAGAUAAAUAGACUUCGUAUAUCAAAGCCACCUUGUCAAUGAAUACAGUGCACAGCCAUUGACAGGAUAUGAACUGCAAACUCCUCGACUGCUUUUGAAGUGCUCCCCCAACUAGAGGGACAUCUACAGCUGUUGAUCUACUGGUUCGGUGCAUUCUUUUACCGGUAAAUGAAAAUCAUACUGUGCUUCACCGCUAAAAGAUAUUCCACCGAAAAAUGUUUCCAGACUGCUGAAAGAUGUAUAUGGCAUUCUUGAGUGAAAAGUUUUGUUGGAACUCCUGGAGUCUUGCAUUGCUACCUGCAGCCUACGACACCAUGAUAUCCAUACUUUUCAGUUAUCUAAUACUUUCCUGAUUAUUCUGGCCGUGCCAAGGAGUUUCCAUUUCUUGGCGAGUGUAUUCCUGAUACCCUGGGAAGAGAAACGAUUGGUAGGCCCAUUGCAAUAAAGACACCAGAUUGUUCCUUUACAAAGUCAUGCAAAACAGAAAAAGUGGAUGAAAUAUAGAGAGAAAAAGGAAAACGUACAAAAUAAACAAAAAAAUAAAGGGGAAAAAGGAAACAAAAUUCACAGCAACAGUGCUCUUCUCAGUACCUGUGACGUACCAGCUAAGACAAUCUUUUGCAUUUUCUGCAUGGAUGACGUUAACUGCAAUAUGGAAGACAACCAGACGACAGAGUAUUCCUACUUAAAUAACAGUGUUUACCACCGCUAUUCAUGGCCUGUUGGUAUUUUUAAAGAAUUCUGUCCCGUAGCGCUCUAUGUCGACCGCUACGUUACAAUAGUUUGGUAUAUCAUUGGACUUUUUACAAACCCAAUUUCAGCCUUUCUGUGGAUGCAGCCACGUAUCAGACGCAAUAACUCUUCGGCAAUCUAUUUGGCUGCUUUAUCAAUAACUGACUUUAUGUUCCUGUGGCUACAUUUUAUAAAUGAACUACAAAUAGCGUGGGGUAUUUCAACUGUUGCUUACACUGGAAUAUGUGAAUUGUACAACUUCAUCUACAUGAUCCCUCAGUAUAUGGCACCACUUAUUGUUCUUGCUUUUACGGUAGAACGAUGGAUUGCCGUAUGUAAGCCAUUCCAAAAAGAAAAAUAUUGUACUGUUAACAGAGCUAUAUAUGUUGUUUGUGGACUUAUCGUGACGUGUACGUCACUUGCUUCAAUUCAGAUAUACAUUUGGUACUACGAUGAAAAAUUUCAAAUUUGCACAUAUCGAGAAGGUCAGAUUGAAAACUACAGUUUCACAAUUAUUUGGAAUUGGUUAAGUGAGUUAACUAUAUUUGGUAUUGUGCCGAUUUUCGUGCUCCUUUUUAAUAUACAAGUAAUUCGCGAAAUUAGGAAGAUUACAAAGUCUAAUCCGAUUCAAAUCCCUUACCAGACAACGACAUCAAACAGCAACGCUGCUUCAACUAUAACUUUGUUGUCCAUUUCUUUUUACUUGAUCUUCACCACUCUUCCAGUAACUCUUGUGUUUGUUGUUGAAAGUAACAUUCAUUUAGGAAAUUUUAACAUGACAGAUCAAGAAAUCCGAUCCGACCCGGUUUGGAACAGAUAUUUCACCUUCUUAGCAAUUCGAAGAUUUACUGAGGAACUAUGCUUCUCACAUUAUGCAUGCUAUUUUUUUGUUUACUGUUUAACGGGGCCUCAGUUCAGGAGAGCCUUCAUCUCUUAUGUCCCUAGAAAGCUUUGUCCGGCAGUAAAAUCUAAACAUGUAGGAUAUACUUCCGUAGCAGGAAAUGGAAGAACCGGAAAUGAGACAUGCACAACUUACGUGUGAAUUUUCUGCAACAGAUUAUACUUUAGAUAAUGUUCGAAUGUAUAUUGUCCGUCUUAUUCUUAACGAAAAUGUUUAUAAACCAAACUUGACAUCUUCGGCUUUGACUAUUAAUAUGUAGAAAUGUGUAUAUCUGUGUAUGUAUUAAUAGCCUGAACAAGUAUAUCAUAUGUCUAAAAUCUGAGCAAAAUAAAAUUAAAUUCCAAAACAAUGAAGCAAAGAGGUGUAUUUGGAAGACAGAUGUUCAUAGCGACAUGUGACACACGCACACAUUUGAUGCAUAAUUUUCCAACCGUUAAUUUCCAAAGUAAAAUAGAGACAUGUUUAUGAAAAUUAAAUAAUUGUUUCGUGAAAACUUGUUACAAACAAUUUGGUCGCUCUUGCGUCUCAUUCAUCAAAUUCCGACCAAAUAUCAUGGAAAAAAUAUUCUAGUUAAUGAAGAAACAAAAUGGAUCAAUCAUUUUAUGCUCUCACUUUACAUAUUUCUGUUAUUAUUAUUUUUCUUUGUCCUCAUCGUAUGUUUGCUAUUUAAUCUAUCUCAUUCUUCUUUUCACUUCUUGGAUUCACAAAUUCAUAUGAAUUGAUCUAUCUGUAAGCAAAAACUUAUGCCUAUACGUUAAUGCAUGUAUACAUGUUUACUUACGACUAGUUUCGUUUAAAUACAGAAAUUACAGUGAACUUUUGUGAAAUUUCUCAAAAUAGUUGCUUCAUUUUAAAGCUUUUAUUUAUUUAUUUUUUUUCAAUAACAUUACAUUGAUCUUAUCUUCUCUAAAAAUCAUUGUACUAAGGCUUCCUGUUCCAUACUUUUUAAUUUCCAUGCGUUUCUUCAAAACUGCGUCAUUAAAUUUGAGACGGAGACGAUGUGAAGACUGAUUAUAGUAAUUAUAUUAUUUUCUUUCAGUAGUCAUUAGCUUAAGCCUUUGAGGAAAUUGAUUAAUGUUCGUGUACAUCUAAUAAAAAUCUUUUCAUCGUU